This is a messenger RNA of Lodderomyces orthopsilosis Co 90-125, 4065 nucleotides long. RefSeq lists its product as uncharacterized. The record is from RefSeq and is a predicted model, not a curated record. Gene Ontology annotation, cellular component: nuclear pore; nuclear pore inner ring. Lineage: Eukaryota; Fungi; Ascomycota; Pichiomycetes; Serinales; Debaryomycetaceae. Gene Ontology annotation, molecular function: structural constituent of nuclear pore. Gene Ontology annotation, biological process: protein import into nucleus; protein localization to nuclear inner membrane; RNA export from nucleus. Bases 1 to 4065 code for a protein of 1354 amino acids. The transcript has a single exon.
AUGGUCAGCCUAAUCCCGAGUUUCAUUGGAUACAAUGGCUCAUCAAGUGACAAGUACAUAUCGCCGACGAUACGUUCGAGUGAUGCGAUUUCCGACGGGUCAUUGAAAUUGCACCAAGCAAAUACGACAACUUUAAACUCUUCGCGAAACCAAUUGUCGAAACGAUUCGUUGAACCUAUUGGCUUAGAAGUGAAAGAAGCAAAUUAUAAGAUUAAUGUUCCCGAUUUUGCCAGCUUGCCGCCAUUACAAUUAGGGUCCAAACUUAUCUCCAAUAUAAACAAGAUUGAUUCAAGCAUUCCUCAUGACAUCUUCUAUUCGGAGGGUGUCAGCAAAACAGAGUCAAGUUUAGACAAUUACUACUUUGAUUAUGAAAAUGGAUUGAAAGAUUUUUCCCGUUUCGAAAAGAUUGAGCAGAUUGAUUUGCCUGAUAAAUUUUUCGAGCAACACAAUCAGACUGAAUGUACCACUAGAAUUGGUUUAUUCCCUGAAAUUGAACGCACGUGGAUUGCUGUUGAUAAUAAGUUGAUGUUAUGGAACUACAGAAUUCCUCAAUCAUCAUUCAACAAGUCAUCUCAAUUUCUCACAAUUGAUCAAAUUCAAAAUUCCGUGUUGAAUGUCAGAUUGGUUAAACCAAAAGAAGGGGUGUUUUCAAAAGAGAUUACCCAUUUAUUACUUGUUUCAACUACUACAAAUAUUCAAAUCUUCUUGGUCAAAUAUGACAAGGGCCUUAACAAUUUGGAGAUUUUGAAUCUUGACCUUUCCGUUUCUACCCAUGGUUUGGCUGUUGACAGCUUUACAGUACAUCCCAAAACUGGAGACAUAUUUUUCAGCGGAGAAACUGAUGGGGUUAACAUUUGGAGGUUAGACUACUCAAAUAAGUCAACUUUUACCAAAAACAGGUGUGACAAAGUGUGCUUGACCAAGGCAGGAUUUACAAGUGUCAUUCCGUUUCUGGGAUUUGGCUUUGCAUCUGGGGCAUCUAUCACCGCAGACUCGUCGGCAAAAAAUAUACCGGAGAGGGUUGUUCAAUUGGAGAUAGAUGGAAAUAGAGAUAUAUUGUACUCGCUUUCAAACAAAUCGGUCAUUCGUGUCUACAAGCUUCAACCAAAACAAGACCACCUCACGGAAGGUAGCACAUUAACUCCUAGUCAAAUUUUCAAAUCUGCAUCUGCAAUUUUUGUCGAUGCAAGCAACUUCAAAGUAUUCGAACGUUUCAAAAUUAUUAGCAUUCACAGUAUUUCACCAGAGGAGUCAUCUACGGUGCAGUUAAUUGCAACUACAAGCAAUGGAUCACGGAUUUUGCUUAAAUUGGGGUCAACAACAACAUUUUCAACUUUACUCACUUCUUCGUUAUCAGCAGCACAGGCUUUAAAGCUCAAUCUCGUCAACAUUAAAUUUCCUCCGGCAAGAGAAGUUCCCACUAUUAAUAACGAGCUUGAUGCGUUUACUAGAGAUAGACAGUACAUCUCCCAAGUGAUUGCAAACCAACAAAAAUCCCAGCUUCUCAAAAACACAAAAAUUGCUAAAAUUAUCAGUCCAGGAGUGUUCCUUUGUGUGAAAAAGACUAAAAGAUCGGACAAAUUGUUUGUCGCCACUGCUAAUUUUGGCUAUCUUAAGAAAAACAAUAAGCUUGUUGAAGAUGCCGAGUUUGUGAAAUAUACAUCUAAUGAGGACGCACCCUAUACAUAUAUUCAUGAUGUUGUCCAACUAACCCCAUCAAUGAAUGCUACAAAUACACCAAAUGGAUAUGCCAAUGUAGCUGCCAGUCAGUAUACUAAAGAACCAUUGAGGUUUGCUGUGUUGACCAACUUUGGGCUUAUUGUUUAUCAAUUCAAGACAUCGGACCAAAUAUUAAGAUCCUUGACUGAUGAAGUCAUUGAAAACUUUAUUGAAGAAAAUGGAUACGAAGAAACAUGUUCGACUUUGUUGUACUUAGCCUGCUCAUAUGGGCAGUACAGCUCGAACGAUAUUUUCCAAAGGAAGGCUCAGGUUUUGUUUUCGACUUGUGGAAACAAUUCCAGGUUGACUGAAACCAGGUCAGUAUCUCAACCGCACAACUUGAUCCCCCACCAUGCACUGCUGCAGAAUUAUACCCCACACCCUACCGUGGACCAAGUAAUACUCAGUGACCGAUUAUACGGCACAUGUUUGCUAUUGGGAAGAUUCCUUCGUGAUAUAUGGGACAAAAAGGUAUUUGGUGCAUUGCUGAGUGUCAAAAUCACGCCUACAGGACUGAUCGAAAUUGCAAGUAUUAAGGAUAACAAGGUUGUUAUUGGAAGCUUGAAUAUUGACAAGAAGCAGAUCGAGUAUUUCAUUGGAACCAUUGUGGUAUUAAUUGACUUUUUUGUUCAAAAUGAAAGCAACAUCCAAGGUUUGAGUGCUCCAAAUUAUAGUUCUGAUCCAAAUCAAUUUGAAAACGAAGUAUGCUUGAGAGCUGAAAGUAUUGCCUUUACAUCAAUUUUUAAAUCCUUAACCUCGAUGAAAGAAGCAUUUUCUUUUCUUAUGGUUGUUUUGGAAGAGCUUCAAGGGAACCAAGAAAAUUUUAAUGCACUUUUUGAGUUUCUAUCACUCACAAACCAAGCUAAUCUUUUGACAAUUACUUUCAAGGACUUGUUGUUGCCAUCGAGGGAUGUUAAGGUGUUAAUCAAAGAUCUUUUAUCGUCCAUCAUAAACAGCAAUAUUAGCAGAGGUGGGUCGAUUGACUUGAUUGCAUCCUCCUUGCAAACACGAUGUGGAUCUUUUUGCUCCACAAACGACGUCUUCAUAUUCAAGGCUAUUGAGAAUCUUACUCGCGCCAAGAAGAUUGCCGCUCGGGAUACUGACCUAAAGUUGAGAUGUUUGAGAAACGCUGUUCUUUUGUUUGAAGAAGCUUACGAGACAUUAACAUUCGACCAUAUAACGAACGCGGUAGAAGUCAUGGUGGAUUUAGAGUAUUACUCCGGUGCCAUUGGAAUGUUGUUGAACAUCGCUAAAAAAUUGGGAAACAAUAUUAAACCUCCUAAUUUUGCAUACAAUCAGGUGAAUGAAAGCUUGGUCCAACGGGGACAUUUAGAAAUUGAGUCAAAGGUGAAGAGGAUUUACGAUACGGUAUUUUCUGUUUUACAAAAGAUUGAUGGGAAAGCGUUAAAGGUCGUGGAAUCAAAUAAUCAACUUCUUAUCAAUGCGUUUUUGGAAACCAGAGAUCUGGCUUAUGACACAUGUUUUACUUCGCAAAAUGAACAGUUCCAGUACGCAUUUUACGAUUGGUUCAUCGAUCAAGGAAUAAGCGAUAGAUUGUUGGAUGUCAAUACACCAUAUAUUUUGCCAUAUUUGGAAAAAAGAUCGGAAAGUAGUGUUGCUUUGAGCAACAUAUUAUGGUUGUACUAUGCAAAGAGAGAACGGUAUUACGAUGCUGCAAAGAUUUUGUACGCCUUAUCCAUUUCUCAAUUCAACCUUGAAUUAACUCAGCGGAUUGAGUACUUGUCGAGAGCAAAUGGAUUUUGUAAUUGCGUAUGUCCACCAAAUUUGAGACUGGAGAUGAUUCAACUUUCGUCAACUAUUCACGAACUUUUUGAUGUGGCAAAUCUACAAUUGAGUUUGCUCAGCAGAAUCGAAAGGGAUUCGAGAAUCAGUAAGGAAAAUAAAGAACAUGCCAUAGAUUCGUUAAAUCUUAAAAUUUUACCAAUAAGUGAUUUGUUCAAUACGUACGUUGACCCGUUAGGGUAUUACGAUUUGUCACUUUUAGUUUUUAAGAUCGCAGACUACAAAAACAGUGAUGAUAUUUUGAAAAGAUGGGAGUUGUUGUUUGACAAAUUGUUGCAUGAUUCCAAAAGUUCGAAAGAGCCAUUCUAUGUUCUAUUGAGUGACGAGUUCACCCUUUAUGGGCCCAAAUUGUCCUCUAAUGACAUCGUUUUUCCAAUCGAGGAACUUGUAAAGUUGGUGAAGAAAAGUCUUGAUAAAGCAAUUGAAGGUGAUGCUGUUACACAGAAGCCCGCAAAAGGAUAUUUGACUGACUUGUUUAUUAAAGCUGGUGUGAGUCCUGAACGGUUAGGGUAUAUUACGAAGAUUUCGGAGAACGAUGUUUGA